Anopheles merus is the source of this 6588-nucleotide messenger RNA. RefSeq names its product clavesin-2-like. The record is from RefSeq and is a predicted model, not a curated record. Gene Ontology annotation, cellular component: membrane. Bases 1539 to 2678 code for a protein of 379 amino acids. Gene Ontology annotation, molecular function: phosphatidylinositol bisphosphate binding. Lineage: Eukaryota; Metazoa; Arthropoda; Insecta; Diptera; Culicidae. The transcript has 3 exons.
UCGUGCCACCCCUAUGCUCGUCAGUUCAAGAGAAAAAUUCAAACCGAGCAGUCGCAACCGGAACCACGAGUCUCGCGCUGUAGCGUAAAAACCGUUUGCCUAAACGCCGUGUGCCUGCUGUUGCGUAUACGCUGUGCCGGGUACUACACACCUCGCGUAACCUCUGUGUUGUUGACGUACGUACACUUCGAUCACAGAGCGGUACCCCGGUACGAUCCGGCCGAUUAGUGGUUUGUGUAACAUUCGGUGGAGGGGUUUUCCCUCUUGUCCAAUAAAUCUAUUGCGGUGGAUGCGCUCCCCCCCCCCCUCUCCUUGAUGUGCCCGAUAUUGAGUGUAUGGCAUUGUUGUGAAACGUGUGCAUCGGCAAAACAUAUGUGAGAUGUGAGCGAGUGUUCACCGUUCUGUGUGGAUGAAAAUAGUAGUCAAAGAAACGAAAGAUAGUGGAAAAUUUGUAAACAGUGCACCAACGCCAAAAGGGAAUGUGAUAGUCUGUGUUGAUCUACACAAAAUAAGCAUAAUUCAUUCGAUUGCUAAAACCGAUUGCUGCGUUCGAAUAUGCUUGCGUGUUCCGUGUUGACUACGCGAGCUUUGAAUAAAUAACGUACGUGUCUACGCGGUACAGUACCAAACACCAUCGCUUACGGCUUGCUUCAUUCCGGUUGAAGGUUUGUGUUUAAAAGGGCUUAUGUACACAAAAUUAUAAAAAUUCGUUCGGAAAGCUUCACGGUCAAUUCCGAUUCGCCCCGCUAGUGUGUUUGACAAUAUUCUAUACACUCUCUCAUACAAACACAAACACACACACACACGCGCACGGUAACCGCAGCAAGCCAUGAGAACACGCCAGCCCGUUCUAGUAGUUCGUACACGUGAGUCUCGCUAGUGAUUGGUGUAGUGGUCGUGUUGGCGCGCAAAAAAAACCUCAUACAGUGCUGCUUCCCUUCCACCCUGCUUCCCUUCCACCCAUCAAGGGAGUCAUCAAGGUGCAGUGAAACACUAUCAUUGCGGUGUUAGAAUCGCAAACCGGCUACGCAAUACCACCUGUUCCGUGGCACGUUGCGCCUGGCUACUGCUUCCUUCUCCCCUUGCGCAGCCGAACACGCCGUGGAGAACACACGCAUUGCAUAAACGACCGGUGCGGGUACGCAAAAGAAAAAAAAAAGGAGCUGCACCGUAAGCAGCGACUCACGAUGGAUUUGCACAGACAUUAGUGUGGAUUAUAUUUUGGCCGAUUUCGCUCCGGGGGCUGGUUUUGAAGCGGCAGAACGCAAACACAGCACAGCACUAGGAGCUGAGUGCUACAAUGAGAUAAACAAACCACUGGCCGCAGCACUGGUCGCGGGUGUGUGUGUUAAUCUGGUUCUGAAUCACUCCUCCCUUCCCAGAUUUGGGAAAAGUAAAUAAAAAAAGAGCCCGUAACAAAACGAGGAGCGGUCAAACGGACUUCAAGCCAGCUUAGAGGCUUCCGUUAAGUCCGGAGCAAAGUUCGUUGUUUGUAUUUCGUUUCGCAAAAUUCCCCUAACAUAAAACACACACGCAAAAUGUCUGACAUUUGCGAUUUUGAGUGGUCAAACAAUCGGUACCGGCACAAUCUCACCAUCUCGGAGCUAAAGCUCGGCUUCAACCGGAACGAACCGACCGACCGAAGCCGCGCCCUGAUCGCCCUCAAAGAGCUGAUCGGAGCGAGCCGCGAUUACGCACUCAAGGACAAAUCCUGCUUCCAGGACGACGAGUUCCUGUUCCGCUUCCUGUACGCGCGCAAAUUCAACGUGAACGAAGCGUUCCAGCUAAUCAUCAACUACCACGCCUACCGGCAGCGCAACGCCGCCAUCCUGCAGCGGCUCUCGGUGCUGGACGAAACGAUACAGAUCGCGCUGCGGGACGGGUUCCCGGGCGUGCUGCCGAACCGGGACCGGCGGGGCCGCAAGGUGCUGGUGUUCUUUACCGCCAACUGGGACUACGCGUCCUACUCCCUAGUCACCGUGUACCGGGCGAUGCUGCUCACGGUCGAGAAGCUGCUCGAGGACAAGCAGAACCAGGCGAACGGGUUCAUCGCGAUCGUCGACUGGACCAACUUUACCUUCCGCCAGUCGUCCAACCUCAACCCGAAGGUGUUGAAGCUGAUGAUCGAGGGCCUGCAGGACUGCUUCCCGGUACGGUUCAAGGCGAUCCACUUCAUCGGCCAACCGUGGUACGUCGAGGCCGCCCUAGCCGUCAUCCGACCCUUCCUGAAGGAGAAGACGCGCGAUCGGAUAAAGCUGCACGGCAGCAACCUGUCCACGCUGCACGACUGCGUCGCCCGGGACAUCCUGCCGACGGAGCUGGGGGGCGAGGGACCAACGUUUAAUCCACUCAACUGGUACCACGAGCUGCUCGAAUCGAGCCAAACCGUCACCAAGCCGGCCCCGUCGUACUGUCUCAGCCAGACGCAGAUCUACACCAAAACGCCCGCCCAGUUUGUGCCGGUGGUUGGCAAGGGCAAGGGUGCGGAUCUAUCGCCCGCCCCGUCUCGCUCACCGUCGCCACCGUCCUCGCUUUCGGCCUCGAAUGGGGCCGAGUUCCUGAAGGCUGCCACCAAGGCGGCCGCCGUCAAGAUCGGUGUGCUGACGGCGAAAGCGAACGAUCCGGCCACCAACACGCUGCUGGGCGUGACGGCCGGUGCCGGCGGCUGUGAGUUGUGACACCGCAUCGAGAGGAUGAUGAUGCUGAGCUCGAGCCAACAGCAGCGGCGGCAGCAGCAACAGCCCACUAAAGACUGGAUCGUUACGGUGGCCAACGGUGGUCCGCACUGCGCUAUGAUGAUCUCAUACCGGGUACAGAAGCGUUCGUGGUGGUGAAGGAUCUGGUGAGAAAUAGUCUGGCAGGUGUCUAAGAAACGGAGGGGCCUUAUACUACUAGAACUGAUGAGGUUUUUAAGGCAUGGAAGCAGUGUGUUCAUCCAAGCAAGCUGAUCUUUCCUCAUUGCGGCAUGGAAGAAGGGGAAAGUUGUUUAGAAUUCCGGCAGAUGGCGCUUGGUUGUUGAGUGUCAAGACAUAACUCUCUUUCUCUCUUUCACUCUUUUCUAUCGCUCUCUUUCCUUCAAAACAAAGUGUGCCUGAUCGUGGAGUAUUGAAGGCCUUUCAAGGCGAUUCUUCUGGUGAGGCGACUCUUCACGAAUUUAAUUGACUGGAAUUUCAUACUCCAAUCCAAAAUCUAUGUAAUACAGAGGUCAAGUCAUCCAGAAUAUUUGAUCAAAAAGCGUGGGAAAGUUUUGACAGCUGGAUGAAAAAGCUUCACCGCGAGGCUACAUGAGGUGAAAUAUACAGCGAAAUGAACUAUUUGACUGGCGAAACAACGUUUGUUCAUAAUUUUGUUACAAAAGUUGAUGGAUAUACAAAAAAAGAUAGAAUUAUAUUGCAAUUAUCGAUUGUAACAAGAUCAGUGCCUAAUUAGGACGAAAUCAUGUGCAGCUCAAGAGGACAAAAGCUAAGAGGCUAGAUUCCUGAUUGUGGUCGUUUUUAAGUGAUGAAUCACUGAAAAAACCACGUACCUGAGAAGGCAAUGUAUAGUUACACUAGGUUUUGUGCAGAAAAUGCACAAUUGGCCUUAAAAAGAGUUUGGUUGUGUGUAAUCGUUUGUGAACCCUUUUUCAUCUAACUGUCAAAAACAAGCUUUGAAAAUGAUGGAUCAAAAUCAAGAUAUGCAUCGACCUCUGUAUCAUAUAGACUUUGCUCCAAUCGUGCAUGUAUCUACGCCUACUUGUUGACAUCUACAUAGCCUAAUAUGUUCGGGUUUUUGCAUAUUAAAAUAAGGCCUAAACAGAAAGGCUCAUUCUUGCACGUAACUCCAACACCGACCUGAAGACGUGAACGGCGCUUUAAAUUGUCACUAUUAGCUAAACCCUUGAUAUUGUUUCACUUCCCGCAAGCCCAUUGUCUGCUGGAUGCGUCUGGUUGUCCAGUGCGUGAGUCAUCCACCACCAACACUACACCAAACGAUACGACCUUCUGCGCUUCACCUGUCCGCCGUUUUGCAGGUUCGCUCAAGAAGGCGUCUACGUCUUAAGCUGCACACCCGAAGCCCGCGAUGGUCAAGGUUAGUCCAUUGCCACUGGGCUGGGCACAAAUCUGUGUCCCGCAUUUCGAACUCACCGGCAAAACCCGGUUGGCCUUCUAGGGUAAGCCGUGUGUCCGUACCCCCUUAUUUAGAUGGCGUGUCUUUAACACGCCAUGUCCAGCCGAGGGAGGACAAUUUCCGCUUUGGUGUGUGUGUGUGUUAUUUUGUUUCUCCUCCCUGUCUCGGGCGCACAGUAAUGCGGUCAGUAAUGUGAUACAUGUGCAGACUGUGUACUGGUCGGUCGUGUAGUGUGCGUUUGCGCCGUUUUGUUUAGGGGAGAAAGGCUUCGGCGCUCGGGCUGGGGACAUUGCAGCUGUAGUGCACAGGGGACGCUGGGAGUUGGCCAUGCGUGACUUACUUACGUGUUCGGAAGGGGCACAAAUUGAACCGUGGGGGGAAGUGUAAUGAGGCCGAACAGUGAAAUGAAGACUUUAAUUAAGGCAAGCGAAAGGGGAAGAGGAAAUUGUGCCUGCCUUUAACGGUCGGCAGCAGUCACUCUCCCUUACUUCCUUGAGUAAAAGACAAAUUUCUAGAAUUUGCACACACACAAACACUCUCUCUCGGGGUGUUAUUAAUAUGUUUCAUCCAACUCUCAGCGCAGAACGGUACACGUGAAGCCACACCAUAUGGCCUUGUGAGACCAAUAGUUCCCAACAGCACUGCGCGAGCCGGCCGGGUGCUUCACUAAACUGCACCACUGCACCAAACGCUGGCGACGUUUACGGUGGGGUGGCAUGCAUAUUUUAAUGCUCACCACCCCAUUUUACCACCCCAACCCACGUGCCCAAUCGCGGUCAUUUUGCGUGCAUUCAUUCGAUACAGGUUCUGCGCGCCCGCGUUCUUGGCGGCUUGCGUAUAUGAUGGCGCCAUACGCAAUGGCACCACGGUCGGUCGGGUUACGGGUAAACGGUUUUUUUCCUGCUUAAUAAUGAAACAGAGGGAGAGGGAAGCCAACAUGAGCGAGUAAAGGUGAAGUUUUGUAGGUGAACUCCUUUGCUCCCUGCUUACGACGCAGGGAACGCCGCAACGAUAUAAAAAGGGACGCAUUUAACGCUGCUGACUCCUCCAGAGGGUACAGAUAAAAAGGUACACCUUUGCGAGAUGCCUUCCUUCUUGAACAGAAUGCACUUAAUUGCAGUUACCGCACGGCAUAAUUAUCCUCCGAUUUCGCUGCCCUUUCGUCCAUCUUUCCUGGGUUGGGACACUUUUAUACGCCUUUUAACGGCGCGUCGAAGGCGAUCGAAGCAGUUGCAAGAGAGUAAGUGACGAUAAGCUAAACUACCGAGGCCAGACCAAUUACAGCUACAUUGUAGAGCGUUGAAUGCUGGAUGGCGUGGUGAAAACGGCAAAAAAGAACGCACCGUUGUAUGGGUAAAAUCUUUCACAAUUUUUCCCCUUCAAUAUCUAAUUUACAUUAAAAUAUGAGCAACAACUUCUUGUAGUAACUUCCCUUACCGCCGAGGAUAUAACACGCAUUAUAGGAACAGCUUACACACUGCGUUCCAUUCAGCCUCCAUACUUCAUUUCCACCACAAGUCCACAAGGGAGGGGGAGGGGGGGGGCGGUUGCCUGUGUAUUUAAAAUGCACUCGAUUUUCACCCGACCCACGUGUCAACCAGGUUUGCAACCGAACAGGUUAGUCGCCGUCCAUUGAACUGCUCGAGAUCAUCGCCCACGGGCACAGACACUAAACAGACAGACUCGAAUUAAGAGACUCGCUUGACCCGCAAAUCGGCGGAGGUUUUUGAACGCACAAGGACACACCGAAAGCUAAUAAUUAAUAUGCAAAAUUAAAGAAAAAACACGCUUUCCCUUUUUUUUUUGUUUUGGUAAUCAUCGAGUGUGAUGCAAUAGCAAAGGGAGAAAAAUAGCAUAAAAUUAAAAAUAAACAAAAAAGAAGGAAAACAUGGUGGCCUUAUCAGUGAAGGGCAAUAAAGAGAUAGAGAGCUUAUGAUCUUAGAAGAUUAAACACAGCAAAACUCUAACGCAUUCGUAAGUGAAGUGAAAGAUUUCGAAUAAAUUAGGGUAAGAAAAAGGCACUAGAUAGGUAGCUAGGCGUGUAAUUGCAUUGUUUGUAAUGAUAUUCAUUCAGUCCGUCCGUUGAAGUGCACAGCUUUAUGCUUUCUGUUCCCCUCUUCUUACGGUCAUCGGAAUUGUAAGCGACUUAGCUUUACUACUAAGCACACACACCAUUUCUUCAUCUUCAUCCACAUCUUGCAUUACAAGUUCACAACUUUAUCCCAUAUUAUUCCUCUUCUGUCCUUUUUGGUGUAAAGUCCUAGAUGGAGGAUGCACGUUACGGUUUGUUCCAUAGUGUAAGUCCUUAGCCAGUAAGGAGUAGCAUUUUGGACAUGGUGGAGAAAAAAGAACGAAGAAAACGCUUCAAUUCAGAGAGCAUCACUGCAUCGAUCGUUUGUCGAAAAGUGCAUUUGUAAAGUAGGGAAAGAAAAGAAGAAGAAAAAAAAUAAGGUUAAAAUAUAAUUACUGCGAAAGCUU